AUGGGCAUUAUGGGAAGAGGAUCAUCUGCUGAAUAUGUGAAGAACUUCAUCUUGUUUGUGGCGAUAACGACCGUGUUAAUCAUGAACGACUCAGUUGUUUCUGCAGAGGAAAGCAAAGAAUCCCAGAUUUAUAUCGUUCAUGUGGAGGAACCAGAAAUGGGCCUAAGUAGCUUUGAAGAGCGCAACAAAUGGUAUUCAUCGUUUCUGCCCAAAACAAGACCAUCAGAUGCCGACAGAGAAGGAGGAGGAGAUUCUAAUGCAAAUCUAGUGCAUGCGUACAAGAAUGUUAUUACUGGAUUUGCCGCCCGAUUAACAAAAUCCGAAUUGGAGGCGAUGAGACAAAUCAAAGGUUUUGUGGAUGCAAAUCCUGAUAGGGUGCUGCACUUGCAGACAACAUAUUCUGCUAAGUUCCUAGGGCUGGAUCCCCACCAGGGACUGUGGCCAAGAUCCAACACGGGCAAGGGCGUCAUAAUUGGGAUACUAGAUGGAGGUAUCUCGCCAGAGAGCCCUUCGUUUAAGCCAGAUGACAAGAUCGGUCCUGUGCCUUCUCGGUGGAAGGGAAUCUGCCAGACUUCACCAGAUUUCAAUGCGUCUAGCUGUAACAACAAGCUCAUCGGAGCAAGAAUCUUCACAAACAUCGGCCCUCAUACGGCAAGGGACUUGGAUGGACACGGCACUCAUACUGCAUCGACCGCCGCCGGAAGCCCCGUUGCCAAUGCCGGAAUUUUUGGCAAUGCAGAAGGAACCGCCCAGGGGAUGGCACCGGGCGCUCAUAUUGCGGUUUACAAGGUUUGCAGAGAUUCGCUAUGCAUGACAUCUGAUGUUCUGGCGGGGAUGGACGAAGCCAUUUCAGACGGCGUGGACGUGCUCUCGCUCUCUCUUGGAGGCGGCGCUGUGCCGUAUUAUGACGAUGACAUUGCCAUUGGGGCCUUCUAUGCGAUGGAAAGAGGCAUUUUUGUGAGCUGUGCGGCCGGAAACAAUGGGCCGGCAGAGCCUUCUUUUCUUGAGAACAGCGCACCUUGGAUCAUGACGGUGGGUGCAAGCUCCAUGGACAGACAUUUUGUUGCAAAUCUCAAGCUUGGAGACGGAACAAUUCUGUAUGGUGAGUCACUCUUCAACGGCAUGGAGAGCAAGACUCCAGAAUUGAGCCUUGUACGGGGAAACUUGUGUGUGCAAGGCGCUCUGGAUUUGAAUCUGAUCAAAGGGAAGCUUGUGGUGUGCAUGAGAGGCGGUCCUACAACACAAACGCAGCAGGGAGAAGCUGUUCGAGAGGCCGGAGGGGCCGGCGUGAUAUUCAUUAAUGAUAAUUCUGGCGGGGAGGAAAUCCGAGUGGACGUUCAAGUUUUGCCGUCAACAACCCUUGGUUACAAGGCAGCACUUGCCCUGGAAGCCUAUAUGACUUCUACCAAGACCCCCACGGCGGCCAUUCAGUUCCACGGCACCGUCUUUGGCGCCGCCAACAAUAUUUCAGCGCCCGCAGUGGCCUCUUUUUCAUCCCGCGGCCCCAACGUAAUCAGCCCAGAAAUUCUGAAACCCGACGUAAUCGCCCCCGGAUUUGGCGUCCUAGCAGCUUGGCCUUCAGAUCUCAGUCCGUCGAGACUCCCUCAAGAUCAGAGAAGAGUAAUGUUCAACAUCAUGUAUGGGACGUCCAUGUCCACCCCACAUGUGAGCGGGGUGGCUGCUUUGUUAAAAAACACUCACCCGGAAUGGAGCCCUGCGGCCAUUAAGUCUGCUCUUAUCACUACUGCAGACCACGUCGAUAAGAAAGGUGGGCCGAUUCUUGACGGUGGAAACAGUUUCGCUCCGGCAGAUAUUUUCGCUACAGGCGCUGGACAUAUAAAUCCCGAAAGAGCAGCCGAUCCAGGCCUUAUCUAUGACCUUAGUGCCCAGGAAUAUGGUCCCUAUCUCUGUGGGCUGAAGUACACAGUAUCUCAGAUCCGGAUGAUCCUAAACAAAAAUAAUGUGUGCCCUACCAGUGAUGAAAGCACUCUCACCGGCAACCUCAAUUAUCCGUCCUUCUCUCUGGUUUUUGAUAAUCUAAAUUCUAUUACCUUGAGAAGAAGCGUGACCAACGUUGGAGCGGCCAAAUCCACAUACAGUGUCAACAUUUCUCCUCCCAGAGGAGUGGAUGUGACGGUGAGUCCAACGUCCUUAUCUUUUGAAGCAGUGUUGGAGAAGAAGAGUUACAGCGUCACGUUUGUAGUAAACAAAAGCAAUGCUAACAGAUCAUCUGUUUCUCAAGGCUCAAUUACGUGGGUUUCAAGCUCUCUUGUUUACAGUGUAAGGAGCCCUAUCUCCGUCGCUUGGAAUAGAACUGUAAUGUGA
Cryptomeria japonica (Japanese cedar) is the source of this 2325-nucleotide messenger RNA. RefSeq names its product subtilisin-like protease 4. The record is from RefSeq and is a predicted model, not a curated record. Gene Ontology annotation, biological process: proteolysis. Bases 1 to 2325 code for a protein of 774 amino acids. Gene Ontology annotation, molecular function: serine-type endopeptidase activity. The transcript has a single exon. NCBI's taxonomy places the organism in Eukaryota, Viridiplantae, Streptophyta, Pinopsida, Cupressales, Cupressaceae.